Messenger RNA from Prorocentrum cordatum, 669 nucleotides. NCBI's taxonomy places the organism in Eukaryota, Dinophyceae, Prorocentrales, Prorocentraceae. The record is from the annotation of a GenBank genome assembly.
AUGGAGCUAGAGGCAGGCCGCCUGCAAAAGCAGGCAAGAGGCCGCGUGUCGGCCGACGCGGGCAAGGGGAAGGGCAAGAAGGAGGGCCGCGCGCAGGGCGAAAAGCGCACCGACAGCAAUCUGGUGGACGACGAGGCUCUCCCGGUCGUGCUGAAGCUGCCGCUGAACUUGGGCGCCCGCGCCCGGCAGCAGGAAGCCGCGACGCUGACCACCCUCAUCGCGCCGGCUGGUCUGCAGCCGGUGCUGCUCGCCCGUAAGCGGGCCAAGGGCUGGGACGAGGUGGUCCAGGAGGCUCGCGCCGAGGCGAAGCCCGAGGCCGAGAUCGCCAAGCGCGGCGCGAUCUCAUUGGCACGCGCGGUGGGACUCGCGGACGGCCCGGUCAAGGAGGGGGAGGCGGUGGGACGUGCCAACAGCAUGGCCUUGACCGAGAUGAGGCAGCACGUGGACUCCUUGUCCAUGGACGCGGCGCCGGAGAUCUUCACGACGGCGAAGGUCAGCAGCGCCUACAAGGAGACAGACGUGAAGAUACAGCUCAACGUGAACGCGCAGACAACCGUGAUCGCCAACUACCUCGAACAGCUCGGAGCCGUUCGCGAACGCGGUGCGGCGCCAAUGAGCCAUCUCGAGCGCAUCCUGCACACCGGCCUGAACACCCACAACAUGAAGUAG